ACCACGAGAAUGUCAUGCGAUACGUCGCUUUCUGGUUCAACCUCGUAAAAUGCAGCUUACGUGGCUUCACGACAAUGUCCACAAAUUGUGGCGUGAAAAUCUUCACAAAAUAACUUGCGACUCGCUCACCAACCAAAACCGAGAAUGUGGGGUAGUUGAGCUGUCCUUGUUCAAUUCUGGUCGUGCAGUUGACCGUCGGGUCUUGUGUGAUUAUUUCAACUUGUUCUUUCGUGUAGCCCAAGCCACAUAUACUAGACCAGGAUCAAUCGCCCUAGAUGGGUUAACAUGUCCAGCGCCCACCGCCAAAAUGUCGGCUGGAUUAAGAUUCUCGUCAAGAACCGGCCGGCUUUGGGCAUUCACAAGAUCAGUCGUCGUCAUAAUUGCUGAUUUUAUGGCUGCCGGCGACCAAUUGGGGUGGGCACUUUUCAUCAGAGCCGCUAUGCCGCUGAGGUGUGGGCACGACAUUGAUGUGCCCGAGAAGAUUUUCCCCGAAUUAUCUGGGGGGCCCAAAGGCGUCCACGCUGCCAGAAUGUUUUCGCCUGGUCCAAUGAUGUCUGGUUUCAAGAUCUCGAGGGUUUGUUUGUUGGGCCCUCUCGACGAA
Messenger RNA from Striga asiatica, 601 nucleotides. The record is from the annotation of a GenBank genome assembly. NCBI's taxonomy places the organism in Eukaryota, Viridiplantae, Streptophyta, Magnoliopsida, Lamiales, Orobanchaceae.